Fusarium subglutinans is the source of this 246-nucleotide messenger RNA. RefSeq lists its product as uncharacterized. The transcript has a single exon. The record is from RefSeq and is a predicted model, not a curated record. The coding region runs from base 1 to 246 and encodes 81 amino acids. NCBI's taxonomy places the organism in Eukaryota, Fungi, Ascomycota, Sordariomycetes, Hypocreales, Nectriaceae.
AUGUGCUUUGGCAGAAGAGAUCCCACGCGGAAGUCCUAUCAACAGAUAGAGCCUAGCUACGACAACCCUCCACGCUUGCGCACGCCAAGUAUCAGCUCGUACACGUCAGAAGAGAAGCUUCGACAAGACCGUAUUAUCCACAACCACGGCUGGGCCAAUAGCGGCCUGUCUGAAAAGCAGCAGAGAGCCAUGGCGCAAACAUUCAGUGAUGAGAUUCAGAAGGCCAAGGAUCGCGGCGAGUGGUAA